This is a messenger RNA of Arachis ipaensis, 330 nucleotides long. NCBI's taxonomy places the organism in Eukaryota, Viridiplantae, Streptophyta, Magnoliopsida, Fabales, Fabaceae. The record is from RefSeq and is a predicted model, not a curated record.
AUGGCUGCAAAAGUUCUUCAAAGUGGAUUUUACUGGCCCUCCAUAUUCAAGGAUGCUAGGGAGUUUGUGAGCCAAUGUGAUGAAUGCUUAUCAAAGAGAAAUGAGAUACCUCAGAAGUUUGUCCUGGAGGUGGAAUUGUUUGAUAUUUGGGGAAUAGAUUCCAUGGGACCCUUCCCUCCAUCAUACUCAUUCAAGUACAUACUAGUGGCAGUAGAGUAUGUCUCAAAAUGGGUGGAAGCUUUAGCCACUACCACAAGUGAUGCUAAGAUUGUCCUCCAGUUCCUUAGGAAGCAUAUCUUCACUAGAUUCAGAGUACCCAAAGGCCUCUGA